Galdieria sulphuraria is the source of this 1788-nucleotide messenger RNA. RefSeq names its product tubulin. The transcript has a single exon. Gene Ontology annotation, cellular component: microtubule; cytoplasm. Gene Ontology annotation, molecular function: GTPase activity; GTP binding; structural constituent of cytoskeleton. The coding region runs from base 367 to 1701 and encodes 444 amino acids. The record is from RefSeq and is a predicted model, not a curated record. Gene Ontology annotation, biological process: microtubule cytoskeleton organization; mitotic cell cycle. Lineage: Eukaryota; Rhodophyta; Bangiophyceae; Galdieriales; Galdieriaceae.
AUCGUCAAAAGUUGUUUUUUCUUUUGUUUUCUACUUGUUGUAUUGCCUUCAUUAGCUAUUUCUAUCCAUUUGGGGGAUUUGGAUUGACAAUUGAAAGAGGGAAGAUGCGACAUUUUCAUUAGACAGCGAUGAUGGCAAUCGGCGCUUGAGGAGCAAAUUCAAUUUGUUAGCGCGCCACAUUCAAAUUGGGACGUGUCUAGCAUCAUUUGUUUUUCUCAUUCGACUUGGCUGGUUGAACACGACUAAUUCUUUUUCACUUAUUUUUCGAACAAGUCUUUUCGUUUAGUAGUUCAUUUAAACAAGGUAUGAUAGUAUAAAGUAGUUUAAAAGUAUCUCUAAACUGAGUAUCUGUUUCUUCGUUAGAAAAUGCGUGAGAUUGUACAUGUGCAAGCUGGGCAGUGUGGAAACCAAAUAGGAACCAAGUUUUGGGAAGUAAUAUGUGACGAACACGGCCUCUCACCUGACGGUUUUUAUGCAGGAAACACCCCCUCUCAACUGGACCGUAUCAACGUCUAUUACACUGAGGCCUCGGACAAACGUUAUGUUCCACGUGCAGUUCUUGUGGACUUGGAACCAGGCACUAUGGAUGCUAUCAAAAGUGGUAAACUUGGAAAAAUGUUUCGCCCAGACAACUUCAUCUAUGGUCAAAGUGGUGCUGGAAACAACUGGGCUAAAGGUCACUAUACAGAAGGAGCAGAGUUAGUUGAUGCAGUUUUAGAUGUAGUGCGUAAGGAAGCAGAAGCAUGUGACUGUUUACAAGGAUUCCAAGUAACUCACUCACUGGGUGGAGGUACAGGUUCUGGAAUGGGUACUUUGCUAAUUUCUAAGAUAAGGGAAGAAUAUCCUGAUCGAAUGAUGGGAACCUAUUCAGUAUUGCCCUCUCCAAAAGUGUCUGAUACAGUUGUUGAACCUUACAACUGUAUUCUUUCAGUCCACCAGUUGGUAGAAAAUGGAGAUGAAGUGUUUUGCAUAGACAACGAAGCACUCUAUAACAUUUGUCACAACACCUUAAAGAUGAAUAAUCCAUCAUAUAGCGACCUCAAUCAACUAGUAACUGCAGUCAUGUCAGGUAUUACGUGCUCACUUCGUUUUCCGGGACAACUAAACGCAGACUUGCGUAAAUUGGCAACUAAUCUUAUUCCCUUUCCCCGAUUACAUUUCUUCAUGAUUGGAUUCGCUCCCCUUGCAGCUCCUGGGACUCAGCAAUACAAAUCCAGUUCAGUGGCCGAUCUCUGCCAGCAAAUGUUCGAUUCACGUAACAUGAUGGCAGCUUGUGAUCCUCGACAUGGUCGUUACCUCACUGCAGCUGCAUAUUUCCGAGGCAAAGUUCCAACAAACGAAAUCGACGAUCAAUUGAUGACAGUUCAGAACAAAAAUGCUGCUUCAUUUGUGGAGUGGAUACCUAACAAUAUCAAAAGCUCUCUCUGUGAUAUUCCUCCCAAGGGUAUGCAACGUUCGGCAACCUUUAUUGGAAAUUCCACUGCUAUUCAAGAGCUGUUCAAGAGAGUCGGUGAACAAUUUGCAGCAAUGUUUCGUCGCAAAGCUUUUCUUCAUUGGUAUACUGGAGAAGGUAUGGACGAAAUGGAAUUCACCGAAGCCGAAAGCAACAUGAGCGAUUUGGUUUCUGAAUACCAACAGUAUCAGGAAGCCACAAUAGAUGACGACUUUGGAGAUGACGGUGAGGAAGGCGAAGAAUAUUAAGUAGAAUACCCAACUUAAUCAGCAGUUGUUAAUGAACGUCAAAAAUAAACGUGGUUUGCUUGUCUCAAGAAAUACAAUAAUUGAAAU